AUGGAUGCCGCCAUGAUGGAAACAUCCCUAUCAAUCCCACUGCCCCCUGCGGUUGAGAAGGCGCUUCAAGGGGCCGCAAUGCCUCGCGGGAGAUGUAGUCUUCUUUCUCUCUUUUCCAACAUGGAAGCUGCCGCAAGAAGUAAGCAUGGUUCCGAUUCAGAAGAGGACAGAGACUCGAAUAAUGACUUUGAAACUUCGCAGUUAGGAACCAAGGAAUAUUGGGAAGAUACAUAUCAAAAAGACCUGGAAACAUUCAAAGACAUUGGGGACGUGGGUGAGAUAUGGUUUGGUAAGGAAAGCAUGAGCCGUGUGCUAAGGUGGAUGGACAACGCUACUAUUCCGGAAAAGGCUGCCAUUCUGGACAUUGGCACAGGAAAUGGAGCCUUUUUAGUUGAACUGGCUAAACAUGGAUACAAGAAUUUAACAGGAAUAGAUUAUUCCCCAGCUUCUGUGGAAUUGGCAAAAUGUGUUCUUCAGGCAGAGGGCUUGACACAUGUCAACGUUAAGGAGGAGGACUUCUGUCGAGGGGGCCUCGAGGGUUACGACGUGUGCGUCGACAAAGGGACGUUUGACGCCAUCAGCCUGAAUCCUGACAAUACCAGUGAGGUGAAAAGACUUUACGUGGAAGCUUUAAAAGGCUCCCUCACGGAUCAAGGCCUCUUCUUUAUUACCUCCUGCAACUGGACUAAAGAACAGCUGCUUGAGAGAUUCAAUGAAGGGUUUGAAUUCGUUCAAGAGUUGCCGACACCCACUUUCCAGUUUGGAGGCAAGAAGGGAAACAGCGUGACUGCACUGAUAUUCAAACGAGUACGGUGAUGGAGGCAACAGUGUUUUGCACUUUUUUUGUAUCUAUAUGUGCGUAAAAUAUAUUUUUUAAACUAAA
Phyllopteryx taeniolatus (common seadragon) is the source of this 883-nucleotide messenger RNA. RefSeq names its product EEF1A lysine methyltransferase 2 (gene eef1akmt2). Gene Ontology annotation, cellular component: cytoplasm. The transcript has 6 exons. The coding region runs from base 1 to 816 and encodes 271 amino acids. The record is from RefSeq and is a predicted model, not a curated record. NCBI's taxonomy places the organism in Eukaryota, Metazoa, Chordata, Actinopteri, Syngnathiformes, Syngnathidae. Gene Ontology annotation, biological process: peptidyl-lysine dimethylation; peptidyl-lysine monomethylation. Gene Ontology annotation, molecular function: protein-lysine N-methyltransferase activity.